Messenger RNA from Trifolium pratense (red clover), 2348 nucleotides. Its product is annotated as transcription factor TCP8-like. Gene Ontology annotation, molecular function: DNA-binding transcription factor activity; sequence-specific DNA binding. The coding region runs from base 661 to 2223 and encodes 520 amino acids. The record is from RefSeq and is a predicted model, not a curated record. The transcript has 2 exons. NCBI's taxonomy places the organism in Eukaryota, Viridiplantae, Streptophyta, Magnoliopsida, Fabales, Fabaceae. Gene Ontology annotation, cellular component: nucleus.
AACUAUGAAGAAGAAGAAGAAGAUGAAGAUGAUAUCUUAUUGCACACACAUAGUAGAAUUUUGCAGCAGCAGGCAUUUAAGAUAGAUAGGUUGUGAGUAAGAAUAAGAGAAGAAAGGGUAAUUUUUGGCAUUCCUUUUACGAGACCCCACGAGUGGCCUUCUGUUACGUUGUUUUUUCCCUUAAUAAGGCCCCCCCACUCACUUUAUCUCUCUCUUCAGUUAAAAAACUUACUACUUCACUUUAUUGUGCGCGUCUGUUCCGCUCUGAACAAGACAGCAGUCAAUCACAACCCCACAACCACAACACAAACUCACACUCUCACUCACUUCACAGUUCACACACUCUUUUUGAAUUUCUAUACCCUCUCUCUCUAUCUCUCACAGAAACACAGUGUCUCUCUAUCUCUCUCUCAACUAAUAAUCAACCCUCCUGUCUUGCUUGCCCCCACCUCUCACCCCACUUUUGUUGUUUUUUCUCUGAGUCUAAUUUCAAUGAACAAAAGGAAACAUCCAUGAGUCUCAUGAAUCAUCUAUCUAUCUAUGAAAUGAAAAUAAUAAUAAUAAUAAUAAUAAUAAAUAUUAUUAUUAUUAUAUAAAAAAGAAAAAACUGAAGCAAGUAAACAGAGAGGCUUCCCUACAUACAUAGAUAGAGCUAAAUAAAUGGAACUAUCAUCAGAUUUGCAACAAAACAAUAACAAGAAGCAGCAGAAAAGAGGCACCACCACACAUCCCCACCACCAACAACAAGAAUCAUUAUCUCCACCACCUUCAAAUUCUCAUUCACAACAACAACAACAACACCAUCUCGUGGUCCCUUUUGAUGGAAGACCAUCACCUUUCAUUAUGGGCUCCAUCUCCACCAACAACACUAAUUCAUCUCCAUCCAAUUCAUCUUCUUCCUCUGCUUCAGCUUCUGCAAUUGACGCUUCUCUUGCUAUUGCUACCAGAUCUGAACCUCAUUCCAACAAUAACAACCAAAUUCAACAAUUCUCUUCUUCCACCACUACUGCCGUUGCUGUUGCUAAUCCUCCUAAACGAUCCACCAAGGACAGACACACUAAAGUCGACGGUCGUGGCCGGAGAAUUCGAAUGCCGGCGACAUGUGCAGCAAGAGUUUUUCAGUUGACCAGAGAAUUAGGUCACAAAUCAGACGGUGAAACAAUUGAGUGGCUUCUUCAACAAGCGGAGCCGGCGAUAAUCGCAGCCACCGGAACCGGAACAAUUCCCGCGAAUUUCUCGACGCUCAACGUUUCACUCAGAAGUAGCGGCUCAACUCUGUCGGCGCCGCCGUCGAAAUCAGCUCCUCAUAGUUUUCACAGCGCGCUUGCACUGGCUCAUCAUCCUUAUGAAGAAGCUGCGUACCAACACGCGCCACUGUUAGGGUUUCAUCCUCAUCAACAACUCAUGAACGCCGAUCAAAUCGGUGAAGCACUUUCGAAUGAGAAUUAUAUGAGAAAACGCUAUAGAGAAGAUCUUUUCAAAGACGAUAACAACAACCAGAACAACGAAACUGGUGAUGGUGAUGGUUCUUCUUCUCCUAAAGGUUUCAAAACAAACCACCAACAAGAUGGUACUAUGGGAGAACAAGGUGAAGGUGGUGGUGGUGGAGCUUCUUCAUCUUCUUCUUCUGCUUCUUCUGCUGGAAAUUCUAUUUCUGGACUUCUUCGACCACCGUCGAAUAUGUUACCGGCAACAGCCAUGUGGGCCACGGCAGGGAGUGGAAACACAAUAUGGAUGGUACCGGUGACUGGCGGUGGCGGAGCAACUGCGAAUUCAGAGACAGUACAGACGCAAAACAUGUGGCCUUUUAGUACUCAUCUUAAUAAUCAACAAUCUUCUCAACAACAAGGAACACCUUCGUCUCAGCUGCAUUUCAUGCCGAGGUUCAAUGUUCCAACAGGUAAUUCCGGUGGUAGUGGUGGUGUUGAAUUUGAAGGUGGACGUGGUGGUGCAGGUGGUUUACAAUUGGGUUCAUCUGUGUAUCAUCAACCUUCGCCUUCACAGCAUAUUGGAUUGGCAGUGUCUGAUUCAAAUUUGGGUAUGUUGGCUGCUCUUAAUGCUUAUACAAGAGCUGCUGCUGGUCAUCAUUUCAAUGUGGUCAACAAUUCUUCAUCUUCUUCUUCAGAUCAUCAUCAUCAACAACAACCUAGUCAUCAUCAUCAUCAUCAUCAUCAUGAUCAUGAGAGUGGAGAAGAUGCUCCUAAUAGUAAUAACUCACAAUGAGAGAGAGUUUUACAAACAAUUCAUGAUUGCAAGUUGAAUAUCUCAAAAAACUAGUAGUAGUAAUUUGAUUUUGGAAGAAAUUAAUUCCAUCUAUGGAUCCAAUAUAUGCAUCAUGAUAUCGCAUC